AUGCCUUCAGAAAUAGCAGAUGCGCCCGCGCUGGCAUCUGCACAACCAGUCACCAAGCAACCACCUCCAGAGAAACCCUCCGAAUCGCGACGCAGAACAUAUGUCAUUCUCUCGUUUUGGUUCAUCGUGCUAGUGUUGGGUUUGCCGAUAUGGUGGAAGACAACGACAAUUUAUCGAGCAGACCUCCCUCUGGAGAGAAUGCUCCAUUGGGCAGAUGGAAAGGCCUGUCGCCCUACGUUUCCCCUACAGAUUUCUGUUCGAGCCGACUCCAUAGCGGAUCAAGAAGCUCAGCACCUUGUCCGUUUAACGCAACAUGCCCUCGACGACCUCAAUGAUUUCCCGGGCCAUCAUUUGCGCCUUAAAUUCAGUCCCAAGGGUGGCAGACAGACGGCGGGCUCGAUAAAGCAAGAUGCAGAUUCUGCUUUAAUCAUAAACCUGACCCCAGGGGACUCCAACUCGGCCAGGCUAAGCCAACAAUCCCCGGUUCUAGACAUGACGUAUGCUCCAAACUCGAUUCCGUCACUAAACUCUGCCUCGUCCGCCCUGGCCGCGUAUAUUGCCAAUGAGCUUCAAACCACCUUCUCUGAAGAGCAGUCUAUUAUAUCAUAUCUUCUAUCGACAUCUUCCAUGUCCUCGACAACGAGACAUCGAGGGUUGAGUCAAGAGACGGCCGAAGCUCUGAAGAAACGGACGACGCGCUCCCUGCGUUAUGCUCCGACCUAUCACUUAAGCUUUUCACUCUUCACAGACGGUGCCGUCCCCAACACUUGGGAGAUUGAUGCAGCCAUCAAUGAGUACAUGAAGCCGAUGCUAGAUGUGCUGGGGCCGAUUCACAACUUUACCAUUGAUACACAGGUCCAAUUGUAUGCCACGCCUGGCGUGCAGUCACAAGUCCUUAAUAAGGAGGACCUAGCCUCAUUCAUCAAUGCCGCAGAAUGGCCGCUUUCACCAUCUAUCGGCGGCGCACCUACAGUCAACUUUAUCAUUUUUGUCGGCAACCAGACUAUUGCGUCUGACAAUACCGAUGUUGAAAACUCGCAAUCCUGGAUGAUUCCUCAAUGGGGCUCCGUUUACCUCUUGCACCUACCACCUACUGAGCAGCAUGUUUCAGUAAAGGCUUUGAAGCAGCCCUUGCUCAUGUUUGGCGGCCACUUACUCACUUUGCUUGGCACGCCGCAGUCGGGAUCUCUUCCUCUGCGACUGUCAACUCUUGCCAGGAUACGAACAACGGACCUGUUGCUCCGAGCGUCGUCGUCUCUGGGUUCUCUGGCUCGACUGUCGCCUAGCUUGCCUUCCAUCUCGAUCCCUCGCAGCGUCGCUGACGGCGUUGCCAGCUCGCUGCAGCACCUUGAUCAAGCCUGUGCUAACCUCGGCGGGCCAGAGGGGCUGCUGCAUGCACGAAUUGCCGAGGAAGAGGCCGAGAGGGCUUUUUUCGAGAAGAGCAUGGUUGGACAGCUGUACUUCCCGGAUGAGCACAAGAUUGCGGUUUACUUGCCGUUGCUGGGCCCGGUGGGAGUGCCACUAGUAUUGGGACUGCUUAAUGAGCUCAAGUCUUGGAUCAAGAGACGGAAGCAAAAGGCUGAGGAAGCCAAGGAUAAGAAGAGCCAGUAG
This is a messenger RNA of Pochonia chlamydosporia 170, 1611 nucleotides long. Its product is annotated as GPI transamidase component PIG-S. The coding region runs from base 1 to 1611 and encodes 536 amino acids. The record is from RefSeq and is a predicted model, not a curated record. Gene Ontology annotation, biological process: attachment of GPI anchor to protein. The transcript is spliced from 2 exons. Gene Ontology annotation, cellular component: GPI-anchor transamidase complex. Lineage: Eukaryota; Fungi; Ascomycota; Sordariomycetes; Hypocreales; Clavicipitaceae.